UAGCUAAAUACAAAAACCCUAAACUCAAGGUGAAAACACCAAAUCCACCAAACACAGUUGUAUCAUAGAAAAAUCCAAUUAAAAAUCUUUUUAGUAAUCCAUUUAUAACUGUAAGAUCAAAAAUGAUAAUUACGAUUUUUUUUUCCUUUUUUGUUUGAUUUGUGAUUUUGUGUAAUUAAUGUUUAGAUCCACCGGCGAAAAAGCCUUUUAACACUCAAUUUUGGUUUUGUCAUCUUCUUAAUUUGACAAGAAGCAGCAGCAACAGCUCAUUGAUCUGUCUCUGUAAUAUCUUUGCCGUAACACAAAAACUCAUUUGUGUCGAAUUGAGUAAGAUCUCAAAUAGCUGGUUGUCGGAGAUCUAAAUGCGGAGAAGGCGACAGACAGGGAAUAAAAGGAGGAAAUAGGAAUCGGAUUUGAGAGGAAGAUUUAGAGAUCCGGUGAUGUUGUUUGGUUUGGGAAGACUAGGGUUAAAAGGCGGAGGAGGAGGAGGAGGAUGCAAGUUCACAUAUCGCCGAGCAUGAGAAGCAUAACGAUAUCGAGCAGCAAUGAUUUGAUGAAGAUCAAAGUCGCACCUCGUCACAUCUCUUACCGAACUCUCUUCCACACUAUCUUAAUCCUCGCCUUCUUGUUGCCUUUCGUCUUCAUCGUCACCGCUCUUGUUACCCUCGAAGGUCUCAACAAGUGCUCCUCCAUUGAUUGUUUAGGGAGGCGGUUAGGACCACGUUUUCUUGCUAGGAUAGAUGAUUCAGAGCAGAGACUAGUUAGAGACUUUUACAAGAUUCUAAACGAAGUAAGCACUCAGGAUAUUCCACAUGAUUUAAAGCUUCCUGCUUCUUUUCGCCAACUUGUUUCUGAUAUGAAGACCAACCACUACGAUGCCAAAACAUUCUCCCUCAUCCUUCGAGCUAUGAUAGAGAAGUUUGAAAGGGAUAUGAGGGAAUCCAAGUUUGCGGAACUUAUGAACAAACACUUUGCAGCAAGUUCCAUUCCUAAAGGAAUUCACUGUCUCUCUUUAAGACUAACCGAUGAAUAUACCUCCAAUGCUCACGCUCGGAGACAGCUUCCUUCCCCUGAGCGUCUCCCUCUUCUCUCAGACAACGCUUACCACCAUUUUGUUCUAGCUACAGACAACAUCUUGGCUGCUUCGGUUGUCGUCUCAUCAGCUGUUCAAUCAUCUUCUAGACCCGAGAAAAUUGUCUUCCAUGUUAUCACCGACAAGAAAACCUAUGCGGGCAUGCAUUCUUGGUUUGCUCUUAACUCCGUUUCUCCUGCGAUCGUUGAAGUCAAAAGCGUUCAUCAGUUCGACUGGCUAACAAGAGAGAAUGUUCCUGUUCUCGAAGCUGUGGAAACCCAUCACGGUAUCAGAAACUAUUACCAUGGGAAUCAUAUCGCUGGUGCAAACCUCAGUGAAACAACUCCUCGAAGAUUCGCUUCCAAGUUGCAGUCAAGAAGUCCCAAAUACAUAUCUUUGCUCAACCAUCUUAGAAUAUAUCUACCAGAGCUUUUUCCAAACUUGGACAAGGUAGUGUUCUUAGAUGAUGAUAUAGUGAUUCAGCGAGAUCUAUCUCCUCUGUGGGAUAUUGAUCUUCACGGGAAGGUAAAUGGAGCUGUGGAGACUUGUCGAGGAGAAGACGAAUGGGUUAUGUCAAAGCGUCUUAGGAACUACUUCAACUUCUCUCACCCGCUCAUCUCAAAGCAUUUAGAUCCAGAAGAAUGUGCUUGGGCCUAUGGAAUGAAUAUAUUUGAUCUACGGACUUGGAGGAAGACAGAUAUCAGAGAAACUUAUCAUUCUUGGCUAAAAGCGAAUCUGAAGUCGAAUCUAACAAUGUGGAAGCUUGGGACAUUGCCUCCAGCUCUGAUUGCAUUUAAAGGGCAUGUCCAGGCAAUAGAUUCGUCUUGGCAUAUGCUUGGAUUAGGAUACCAGAGCGAUACCAACAUAGAAAAUGCGAAGAAAGCUGCAGUGAUUCACUACAAUGGCCAAUCAAAGCCGUGGCUGGAGAUAGGUUUCGAGCAUCUGAGGCCAUUCUGGACAAAAUAUGUGAACUACUCCAAUGAUUUCAUUAAGAGUUGUCAUAUCUUGGAAUAGCAAAAACAGAAAGCUCUCAGAUUAUCUUGAAGCGGACUGGAGAUUCAGGACGAUGAAACCAGUUACAUAGCUACAGGAGAGAGAGAUUCAUUCUUUUGUAAAGAUAGAAGGUACCCUUUUGUUGAUAUUCAUUUCGGUUUCGAUUAGAGAUUCCAAAUUCUUGGAUCUGUUACAAGAAAAAAAAAAGAAUGUUUAUGGGACACACCAGAAGAGGGUUUUUGGUGAUGAUCAAUCAAGUACUACUAAGUCCAAAGGAGAGCAAUUACAACAACACUGUUACAUUUGUUCCUUAUUUUUUUUUGACAGUUACUAUUUGAUUUCAUUGGUUGUUACUGUUUAGUGAAUUUAUAAGAACAAUUAUUGCUUUGUUAAGGUCCAUUUAAGACAUCAAUCAUGAGACUUUUCUUGAUGCAGAGGUUACCACUUGAUGAUGUUGAUAGGUAAAAUGUAAAGAAAGAGAGGACAUUUUUUUUUUUUGUCAUCUGAUAUUUUAUUAAACAUACAACAUUACAAUCCUUGUGAAAGAGAGGACAUUAUGGAUUCUUAUUUUAGUUGAUAAUUGUUUUGAAGUCUGAAGUGAUGUAUAAUAUGUCAUUGAAGAAAGAUAGAAGAAUAAAGAAGGUCCUGCUGGGAUUUUCUUACAUUGACAAACUGCCAAGUCGACACUCAACUUUUUUUGCAACAGAGAUGGCAGAAGUUGAUAAUCAACUAGAGAUCAAGUUUAGGUUAACUGAUGGUUCUGAUAUCGGCCCUAAAGCAUUUCCUGAUGCUACAACUGUUGCUGCAUUGAAGGAAACUGUUAUUUCUCAAUGGCCUAGAG
This is a messenger RNA of Raphanus sativus (radish), 2906 nucleotides long. RefSeq names its product probable galacturonosyltransferase 13. Gene Ontology annotation, molecular function: polygalacturonate 4-alpha-galacturonosyltransferase activity. The transcript has 7 exons. NCBI's taxonomy places the organism in Eukaryota, Viridiplantae, Streptophyta, Magnoliopsida, Brassicales, Brassicaceae. The record is from RefSeq and is a predicted model, not a curated record. The coding region runs from base 494 to 2086 and encodes 530 amino acids.